Molecule: messenger RNA, 2138 nt
Organism: Quercus lobata
Lineage: Eukaryota; Viridiplantae; Streptophyta; Magnoliopsida; Fagales; Fagaceae
Product: putative BPI/LBP family protein At1g04970
Exons: 6
Coding region: 368-1855 (495 amino acids)
Molecular function (GO): lipid binding
Source: RefSeq, a predicted model, not a curated record
CUUUGUAACAUAUGUUGCUCUACAACGCGACGCAGAUACGCGUGGUUCUUGUUGUCAAGCAACCACAGUAUCUUAUACAAAUUCUAUUCUUAAAAUCCACCCAACCAAACUAAAAUUAAUGAAGAAAACUCCAAAAACUUCAACCAACCAUAACUUCAACACACAACCCCUAAAAUUUCCACCUGUUGCUUCAACACAAGAAGAUCAGAAAAACAUGGUGGCCGUUUUAGCUCCUAUUUGAAAAAUAUUGUGUAAUUUGAGUGUUGACUUUCAUAUGAAAUUCUUGAAAACCAAAAACCAAAACAAACAGAAAAAACAGGGUCUUUGAUCAUUCUUUGAGCAACUUCUCUUCUGAGUUCUCCUAUUAAUGGCACCCAUUAUUUUGUUGAUAGUUUUAUCAUUUUUAUUCACUCCUACCAGUACCCAAAUUCAAUCCAACGAUGAAGGCUUCAUUUCUGUGACCAUAUCAGAAAAGGGUCUUGAUUUUGCCAAGGAUGUGCUCAUAGACAAGGCUAUUUCCUCCAUUAUUCCCCUUCAACUGCCUGAUAUUGAGAAGUUUGUGAAAAUCCCACUUGUUGGCAAAGUCUAUAUGCUUCUUUCAAAUAUUACAAUUUUUCAUGUUGAUAUUGCUUCCUCAUAUGUUAAUACUGGAGAGACAGGUAUUGUCUUAGUUGCUUCAGGUGCCACUGCAAAUUUGAGCAUGAAUUGGCUGUAUUCUUACCGUACUUGGUUGGUGCCAAUUGCAAUUACAGAUGAUGGGGAUGCAUCUGUUCAGGUUGAAGGUAUGGAAGUAGGGGUAACUGCAUCUCUGAAGAACCAAGAAGGAAAUCUUAAGCUCUCUGUGCUAGAAUGUGGAUGUCAUGUGAAAUAUAUCUCAAUAAAGGUGAAUGGUGGAGCAUCUUGGCUUUACCAAGGGGUGGUGGAUGCUUUCGAAAAGAAAAUAGCAACUGCAGUUGAAAAUGCUAUUUCCAAGAAAAUCAGAGAAGGGAUAAUAAAGCUUGACUCCUCAUUGCAAUCAAUUCCAAAACAAGUCCCAGUAUACAGCAUUGCUGUUUUAAAUGUUACUUUUGUGGACAAUCCUGUGAUGAGUAAUACUUCCAUUGAAUUUGAGAUUAAUGGUCUAGUAACCGCAAAGGAUGCAUUUGUAGUUUCAAACUAUAACCAUAAAGGAUGGAAGGGUUCUUCUUCCUGCAGCAGUCCUGCUAAGAUGAUCCAGAUCUCAUUACAAGAAACGUUUUUUAAUUCUAUAUCAUUAGUUUACUUUGAUGAAGAUUAUAUGCACUGGAUUUUUGACAACGUAACGGAUCAGUCCAUUUUGAACACUGCUGGAUGGAGAUACAUUGUUCCUCAACUGUAUGAGAAGUAUCCAAAUGAUGACAUGAAUCUUAAUAUUUCUGUCUCUUCUCCACCAAUCAUAAAAGUUGCAAAGGAUGACAUCAAUGCUUUUGUUAACUUAGAUGUGACAAUUGAUGUUAUCGAUUCUGAUGAAGUUAUACCAGCUGCUUGCAUCUCAUUGGAGAUAAGUACAUCGGGCUCUGCAGAAAUCUUGAGGAAUAAUUUAGCUGGUAGUGUCAGAUUGAAAGACUUCUCUAUGUACUUGAAGUGGAGUGAGAUUGGUGACUUGCAGAUGCAUCUUCUUCAGAACUUGUAUUUGCGAAGUGACCAUCACGCCAAGGGUGCAUGGCGGUUACAAGUUUCUGAAGUUGACAGUUCGGUUAGUGUUGUUGCUGUUCUUGUUUUUUUUUUUAAUCAUUUAGACAUACUUCCUAGUGGCACAGAAACUCUGACUAUUUAUAUUUAUAUCAAGCACCAUAAAUAUUCAGAGAGUGAUGGACAUGGUGAUCUAGGAGUCUGAGUCAGUGAGCUAAAAGAUGCAUAGUUCUGGAUCUCAUUAGUCUUAGCUGUUCAUUCAGUAAUAAUCCCUUGUGAGCACUUCUGCACCCAUGGCCCGGGUGGGGGAAAGGAGGUUUAAAAUAGGUUCUGGGAAACUUUUAUUUUUUAUAUUUACCAAAUUAUACUGUGAAUGUCAUGUUUAUUGUAAGAUAAAAGUAUUUGAGACAACAAUCAAUUUAGUUCCUCUUGUUUAUUGCAUUCUCUUAAUCGAAUAAAUGGACAUUACUUUCUUGCUAUAAAUCUCA